UGGGAUGUCGUGAAUCUGUCGGGUGACUCUGGUGCCGAUGGGAGCUGCUGCAGCAUCAUGAGCUGCCAUGAUGCCGGAGGGCGCCGGCGUUCCGAGGACUCUGAGUUCACGUUGCGCGUGUAUCCCGGCGCUCUGUCUGAGGGCACCAUCUACUGCCCCGUCUCGGCGCGGAAGGUGACAUCGGCGGCGGAGGUCAUCGAGCGCGUCAUCGAGCGGCUGCAGCUGGACCGCGCACGCCUCUACGUGCUUGCCGAGGUCAAGGAGUUCGGCGGCGAGGAAUGGAUCUUGAACCCCUGCGACUGUCCCGUGCAGCGCAUGAUGCUGUGGCCGCGCAUGGCGCUGGAGAACCGUCUGGCCGGAGAGGAUUACCGCUUUCUGCUGCGCGAGAAGGAUCUGGACGGAUCCAUCCGCUACGGAAACCUGCAGAUGUGGCUUCGUGUAACUGAGGAGCGGCGACGGAUGGUGGAGCGCGGACUCCUCCCGCAGCCUCCGUACGUCGACGAUCUCUGCGCGCUGCCCGAUCUAAACGAGCGGACUUUGCUGGAGAACUUGCGCGGACGCUUUCGGCAGGAGAAAAUUUACACGUACGUCGGCGGGAUCCUGAUCGUCGUCAACCCCUUCAAGUUCCUGCCCAUCUAUAACCCCAAAUACGUUAAGAUGUACGAUAAGCAGCGGCUGGGGAAGCUGGAGCCGCACAUUUACGCGGUGGCUGACGUGGCGUAUCACGCCAUGCUGCAGAGGAGGAGGAACCAGUGCAUCGUGAUCUCGGGAGAGAGCGGAUCAGGAAAGACGCAGAGCACCAACUUCCUCAUCCACCACCUGACGGCGCUCAGCCAGAAGGGCUUCGCCAGCGGCGUGGAGCAGAUCAUCCUCGGGGCCGGACCUGUGCUGGAGGCUUUUGGAAAUGCCAAAACGGCCCAUAACAAUAAUUCCAGCCGCUUUGGCAAGUUUAUUCAAGUCAACUAUCAGGAGAGCGGGACUGUGAGAGGAGAGAGACAGAUAAGCAUGUCUGCAGCUCUUAACUGUCUGUCUGCCUUCCAGAUAACAAAGAAAGUCCACAGACAGCACUGGGGAAAUUACUGUGAGACCGAGCUGGACUGUUUCACGGUGGAAGGGGAAGAUCUGAAGCAUGACUUUGAGCGACUCCAGCUGGCCAUGGAGAUGGUGGGCUUCCUGCCGACCACCAGAAAACAGAUCUUUUCUUUACUGUCUGCGAUUCUUCUCCUGGGAAAUAUCCGUUACAAGAAGAAGACGUACAGAGACGACUCCAUCGAUAUCUGCAACCCAGAGGUGCUUCCUAUCAUCUCUGAACUGCUGGAGGUGAAGGAGGAGAUGCUUUUCGAGGCUCUGACCACACGAAAGACGGUGACGGUGGGCGAGAGGUUGAUCGUGCCGUACAAACUGGCCGAGGCCGGGACGGUGAGGGACUCGAUGGCCAAAUCUCUGUACGGCGCUCUGUUCGACUGGAUCGUCUUCCGCACAAACCACGCACUGCUCUACAACAAAGACCUACAAAAACACACAAGAACUCGCACAAACAAAAACUCACAUAUACUCACACAAACUCGCACAUACUCGCACAAAAAAACAUACUAA
This is a messenger RNA of Sinocyclocheilus rhinocerous, 1596 nucleotides long. RefSeq names its product unconventional myosin-IXa-like. The transcript is spliced from 8 exons. Lineage: Eukaryota; Metazoa; Chordata; Actinopteri; Cypriniformes; Cyprinidae. Gene Ontology annotation, biological process: establishment of epithelial cell apical/basal polarity; intracellular signal transduction. The record is from RefSeq and is a predicted model, not a curated record. Gene Ontology annotation, molecular function: GTPase activator activity; microfilament motor activity; ATP binding. Gene Ontology annotation, cellular component: axonal growth cone; actin filament; myosin complex. Bases 58 to 1596 code for a protein of 512 amino acids.